AUGCAAUACGUCAGGAACAUCAGCGACUCGGUCUCGACCGCCUGGAACUCCAUCAAUCCCUCCACCCUUAGCGGCGCUAUUGAUGUCAUCGUCGUCGAGCAGGCUGAUGGCAGCCUGUGUUGCUCUCCCUUCCACGUGCGCUUCGGCAAGUUCUCGCUUCUGCGCCCCUUCGAGAAGAAAGUCGAGUUCAGAGUCAAUGGCGUCAAACAGGAGCAUGCGAUGAAGCUUGGCGAGGGCGGCGAGGCCUUCUUCAUAUUCGAGACCUCCGACACCAUCCCCCAGAGCCUGCAGACCUCGCCUCUCGUAUCCCCUGCCUCUAGUCCGCCACUCGUACCCGACGGCGAUUCCGACUCGAACUACCAGCUACAAGAACCCGACUUCUUACAACUAGAUGGUGAUUCCAGCAAGCCAAAAUCACCAACUAUGCCUCGCCCCGGACCUGUUGUCUUAACAUCUUCAGGUAUAAACUCACCUCUCCAAUCUUCACCUGAACUAGGCGGUGGACGACCGACUUCCAGGGGAUGGCCCGAAUCUUCGAGACAUACGCCGUAUAGCGAGCAGCUGCUCCCAUCCAACUCACUUAUCCAAGGUGACCAUGACGAGUCGAACGAUGAGUCGUACGAAGAGGAUAGUCAGGAUGCGUCCCAGAGUGGCCGCAUUCCUCCACCACUUGCGCCGCGGGAAGCCAUCGAACGAGCCCAGUCUCUCUCCCAGGAGCUCUCAGCCGUUAACAUCCCCAAUCGCGUGACCGAUACAGGCGAUCUCAUGUUGGAUCUGGCGAGUUACAAAAGUAGCGAGGAGGAUGCCAUAAAGGCCGAGAUCCUAGCUCGGAAGAUUCUAUCUGAAGAACUGCAGGGCGACUAUGACAUCGGGGCGUUGUUCGGUAUGGAUGAGGAGGGCAACCUUUGGAUAUACAGCAGUGAGGAGGCGAAAGAGGCUGCCUCGAAGAAGACAGCCACUCGGCUUCGACCAUCAGCCACGAUGGCCAUUGAUGCUGUGUCGGAUCCCGGCUACGUGAGCGAUGACUCGACGACAUCUUCGCGGGACCCAAUGCACCGGAGAAGCGAAUCUGACGUGGGUCAGAGCGGCAACGUACAGACGCCACCAACUACGCCAGGAUCUGCCUCCUCGAAGAGCCACCACACCAGGAACUACGCCAAGACCCUUCGUCUGACUAGCGAGCAGCUGAAAGAACUUGAUCUCAUACCGGGCGAAAACUCGCUGAGCUUUACAGUGAAUCGAGCGACAUGCUCUUCCAACAUGUAUCUGUGGAAACACGAUACUCCGGUUGUCAUUUCGGAUAUUGACGGAACUAUUACCAAAUCCGAUGCUCUGGGCCACGUUUUCGGCAGGAUCGGGCGCGAUUGGACCCAUGCUGGUGUCGCAAAGCUUUACAGCGAUAUCUCUGCCAAUGGAUACAACAUCAUGUACCUGACCAGUCGAUCCGUGGGAAUGGCUGAUUUCACGCGCACAUACCUCAACGGUAUCACCCAAGACGGCUACCGUCUGCCCAAGGGGCCAACGAUCCUCUCCCCUGAUCGGACGAUGGCUGCGCUUCGGAGGGAGGUAUACCUACGGAAACCGGAGGUCUUCAAGAUGGCCACCCUUCGUGACAUCCGAAGUUUGUAUGGGGCCGACAAUCACUGCUUCUACGCCGGAUUCGGGAACCGUCUCACGGAUCAAAUCUCCUACAGAACCGUGGAUGUCCCCAGAAAUCGUAUCUUCACCAUCAACUCUAACGCUGAGGUGUCCCUUGAUCUGCUGAGUCUGAAUAAGUUGAAGCUCAGUUACGUCAACAUAGGCGAAGUCGUUGACCACUACUUUCCCCCUGUGAGCACGCUAGUGAAGGGCGGUGGUGUGGAGUACACCGACUUCUCAUUCUGGCGCGACACCCCCUUGGAGCUGGAUGAAUUUUCAGCGAGUGAUUCGAGCGAUGCGUCUGACAAGGAAGACGAGGAUGACGAAGAUGUCGGCGAUAUGGGCGAUAGCUACCUAUCACGGGGCGACAGUUAUGUAUCACGCGGCGAGGAAGAGGACGACGAUGCCAGGGAGAGCAUUGACGACGAGGAGGAAAUGACGAACUCCAUGAUGGAAGACGUAUCCGAGGACGCUUCCGAGGACGCUGACGACGAGGAUGAGAACCAAAGUGAAGAUGGCGAGAGUGACACCCAGGUAACUGGCCGUGCGCCGACAAAAACUGGGCCCAAAGACGCGUUUCGAGAUCUCGACGCGGAGUUGAUUACUGGUAUGAGCAACUUGGGCAUGGAGAAGGAAUCGAAACAAAUACAUAAGGCCUAG
Messenger RNA from Anthostomella pinea, 2298 nucleotides. The record is from the annotation of a GenBank genome assembly. Lineage: Eukaryota; Fungi; Ascomycota; Sordariomycetes; Xylariales; Xylariaceae.